AAAUCGACGAGUGGUGAGAUUUUUUUCCCUCCAAGAGGGUCUAUCACCUCACCUCACCUCACCUCUUCAACAGUCAUUUUCCAUCCAAGAUCUCAAAUACCUUCCCAUUCAUCAGUAAAUGCAAUUCAAUUCCACCUGAAAACUCAAUUCCCAAACACAUUUUUAAUCAAUCAUUUUUCGAUCAAUCAAUCAAACAAUCGAAGUUAUCAGCAAUCACAAUCAUCAAUGGGAACGGCGACAUUAGCGCCUGGAUUAUCCAGAAAGCUCAAGAAGGUUCUAGAAUCUCGUACUGAUUCACCGGACCUUCUCACUUCUCUCUCCACACUCUCCACAUUCUACUCCGACAACUCCCCUCAAGCGCGGCGCAACCUCAGAUCCACAAUCGAGAAGCGCUCUCUCUCCAUCAAUCACGACUUUCUUAGCGCUUCUGACGCCGCGCAGCAGGCAUUGGAUCAAGUUGAGGAGGAGGUUAAUUCACUUGCUGAAUGCUGUGAUAGGAUUGCGAAGGCUUUAAACAGUUGUAGUGCUACUACCGGGGAUAUUAUAAGCACCACAGAAAGGCUUAAACAAGACCUUGAUGUUACUACUCAGAGACAGGAGAUUGUUUCGUGCUUUCUUCGUGACUACCAACUAUCUAAUGAAGAGAUAAAUGCUCUUAAAGAAGAAGAGUUGAAUGAGAAUUUUUUCAAGGCACUUUCUCAUGUUCAGGAAAUUCAUGCCAACUGCAAAAUACUGCUCAGGACACACCAUCAGCGCGCAGGGCUUGAAUUGAUGGAUAUGAUGGCUAUGUACCAGGAGGGAGCCUAUGAACGUCUCUGCAGGUGGGUUCAGGCUGAGUGUAGGAGAUUGGGGGAUACUGAUAAUCCUGAAGUUAGUGAACUUCUAAGAACAGCAGUCCGAUGUCUCAAUGAAAGGCCUGUUCUUUUCAAAUACUGUGCUGAAGAGGUAGCAAAUAUGAGGCACAAUGCCUUAUUCAGAAGGUUUAUAAGUGCUCUUACUCGUGGAGGACCUGGUGGGUUGCCCAGACCUAUUGAAGUGCAUGCCCAUGAUCCUUUGCGGUAUGUGGGUGAUAUGCUAGCAUGGUUACACCAGGCAUUGGCUUCUGAAAGAGAACUUGUGUAUGCUUUGCUUGAUCCUGAUGCUGUUGAAGAUGCUGGGCCAACUGCACGUCAAUUCUCCAAGAAUUCUGAAAGUGAAUUUGGAAAGAUAGAAUCUGAUUUAACCUUUGUCCUUGAUCGGAUAUUUGAAGGAGUUUGCAGGCCAUUUAAAGUUAGAGUGGAACAAGUAUUACAGUCUCAACCUAGUCUUAUUGUUUCAUAUAAACUUAUUAAUCAGCUGGAGUUUUAUACUUACACGAUAUCGGAUUUAAUUGGGAGAGAAACAGCCCUUUGCCAAACACUCUGGACUUUGAAGGAGGCUGCUCAGAAAACAUUUUUUGAUAUUUUAAAGAGCCGAGGAGAUAAAUUACUUCGGUAUCCUCCACUUGUUGCUGUGGAUCUCUCACCACCACCUGCUGUAAGAGAAGGGGUUUCUGUCCUACUGGAAAUAAUAGAGACAUAUGAUGGCAUGAUGAUUCCUCCCUCAAAGAAGCCGGAAUUUGAUCCUGUAAUAUCUGCUUUAUUAGAUCCUAUUAUCCAGAUGUGUGAGCAAGCAGCAGAAGCACACAAAUCCAAAGGAGCUGGUCACUCAUCAAGGAGGAGCAGAAUAAGCUCUGACUCCAAUCAGCUUAACAAAUCAUCAGUUGAUGCAAUAUUGAGUAAUAGCAAUACCCUUUCAGCAUCUCAGAGUAUAGAGACACCUUCUAAGAUCUUCCUCAUCAACUGCUUAUGCACCAUCCAACAACCGCUGAUUGGACAUGAAGCUGCAACCAAAUAUGCUAAGAAUAUUGGGGAUUUAAUAGAAAACCACAUGCGUAUUCUCGUAGAUAAAGAAGUUGAGACCAUUCUAAGAAGAUGUAAUCUAUUGAACAAGAUGCCCAACUUUAGGAAAACAUUUGAUGAGGCAAGUGAAGAAGCUGCUCGACAUCCAUUGGCAGAAGUGGAGGAGACUUCUCCAGCUUCAUUAUCAGAAAGUUUGAACAUUUUCUUUGGUCUCAUUUUGGGUACCGAAAAUUCUCUCCCAGAAUUUGAGCAAUUGCAGAUGCCAAAGCUGCGGUCGGAAGCUUGUAUCCACUUGGCUAACUCACUUGCUGAUGCUUACGAGCUUGUGCAUGAUGCAGUCAUGGAUCCCAAGAAUUCAUACCCUGAUCCAAAAUCACUUGCUAGACAUCCACCAAACCAAAUUAGGACCAUUUUGGGUAUUUGAUUCACUUUACUAGUGUUGUGUUUAUUAUUUGGAAAUCUUACUUUUGAAAGUAUAAAAGUUGGUUAAUUAGAAGAAGAAAAAAAUACUUGGGAUAUUUUUUCCGAAAACAAAAACAUUAAUACUAUUACGAAUUGUCACCA
Messenger RNA from Spinacia oleracea (spinach), 2444 nucleotides. Its product is annotated as conserved oligomeric Golgi complex subunit 6. Gene Ontology annotation, biological process: intra-Golgi vesicle-mediated transport. The record is from RefSeq and is a predicted model, not a curated record. Lineage: Eukaryota; Viridiplantae; Streptophyta; Magnoliopsida; Caryophyllales; Amaranthaceae. The coding region runs from base 226 to 2304 and encodes 692 amino acids. Gene Ontology annotation, cellular component: COG complex. The transcript is spliced from 11 exons.